UAUACUGGACCCAGGCUGGUGUGGGAGGGGGUUUGUACAGAAUGGACCUGGCACACGCCGGACAAACCAACCUCACCAACUCCACCACGCAUCAGCGCAUUGCCGACCAGGACCAUCUACAGGCCGUCACCAUCAGUUACUCUUCCCUCCGCCUCUUCUUCCCCGACAGACAGAUGAACGUCAUGCUGUCAACGUUCAUCGACGGAAGUGACCAGGAGGACUUCCACGCAAACACGCAGAGCCCGCAACUCACCGACGUUAAGAGUUUGACGCACUUCGAGGAGAGUUUCUUCUGGACUCGUGGAGAUGACAGAGUUUACAAGGAGCAUCUGAACGAGGACACCGGACAGUUCUAUCACAACCAGUUCUCGUUUAACAUCGAGUUUUUUUUUGGACCGUUUGUUGGCCUGGAGAUGUACCACCCGUCCAUGCAGCCUGUACCUGUUCCUGCCAACCCUCCACAGGACCUGAGAGUGCUGUUUGGAGAGGACUCGGUGUUCCUGAGCUGGCUGGAACCUGAACAACUCAGCACCUUCGGUAAGGGAGCUUGGAAAGACUGGAGGUAUGAACUUGAAGUUCAGAACCUGGACAACCUUAGUGAGAACUCUACUUGUGUGUCUGACAUCACAGCGUACAACUACACACUGCAGCAGCUGGAGAAGGGAACACAGUACAGUUUCUCUGUCAGGGCGUAUUCAGGGGGAGGCCCAGGACCAUGGAGCGACAGUUUUGUGGGGAGAGUCUACUCACAGGAAGCAUUAGAGUAUCAUGGAUAG
Messenger RNA from Branchiostoma belcheri (Belcher's lancelet), 776 nucleotides. RefSeq names its product proto-oncogene tyrosine-protein kinase ROS-like. The record is from RefSeq and is a predicted model, not a curated record. Gene Ontology annotation, molecular function: protein binding. The coding region runs from base 42 to 776 and encodes 244 amino acids. NCBI's taxonomy places the organism in Eukaryota, Metazoa, Chordata, Leptocardii, Amphioxiformes, Branchiostomatidae. The transcript is spliced from 4 exons.